ACUUUUAGGAUGUUUUGUUUCAAAAAUAAUACAAGUUGUGUGCUUUUGGACAGCUCCGUGGUAACAUAUGGCAUAAAGGGGAGCACAGCUGGAGGUAGCGUUUCCAUUGCGGUGAUGUCAGAGCAGCUGACUCCACAGCUUGCAGUGUAAUUAGCAAACAGAGCAGCAGUUUACUCUUUCUUUUUUUUUCUUCCUUCUUUCACCUUACACCCCUUGCCUGCUGGACGGCUGCUAUUAUUUCCAGCACCGCUUGCUUGUUCUGUAAACACCGCUUUGUGCGUAUGUGUGUCUUUAGAAACGCGUCGCUAUCCACAUUUUCUAACAUUUUCGGAAGCUCAUGAAGUGGACUUGAAACUGGAACACUGUGGAUCAUAUGAUGGGUUAUGAAGGAAGAAUGGAGUUCCCAGACCAUAGCCGCCAGUUGCUGCAGUGUCUGAGUCAGCAGCGUCACCAAGGUUUCCUGUGUGACUGCACUGUUUUGGUCGGGGAGGUUCGCUUCAAGGCGCACAGAGCCGUGCUGGCCUCCUGCAGUAUGUACUUCCAUCUCUUCUACAGGGACCAGCUGGACAAAAGGGACGUUGUGCAUCUCAACAGUGACAUUGUGACAGUGCCGGCUUUUAGUCUGCUCCUUGAAUUUAUGUAUGAGGGCAAGUUGGAAUUCAGCACUCUUCCAGUGGAGGAUGUGCUGGCCGCGGCCAGUUACCUCCACAUGUACGACAUCGUCAAAGUGUGCAAAGGCAAGCUGAAAGAUAAAGACGAGGAGAAGAUGGGCGAGGCUUUUGGACUAAGCUGUCUGGACCGGGACAAUUCUGCAGAGGCCGAGCUGCAUGCUGACAAGCAGCUCGGAAGGCGACAGUCUCAGGGGCUCCCUGGGUCCCCCUCCCCGACGCACCAGUUUGACACGGACAACAGUGAAGCGGGCCUCGCUGUCACCGACUGUGAAAGGUCGGCACAAAACAGGCAGAAGGCAAACGGUCACUCUGGCAGGUCCCCGGACCUUGUAGGUGUCAAUUAUGUGUCAGCGGAGGCCGAGCCCUGCGUCCAAACAGCUGGAAAAACAAAAGCUGAUGUCAGUAGUUCCACCGUAUCGCUGUCCCAGAGGUCCCGGGCUUCGGAUGACAUGGACUGCGCUCUGGAUUUGUCUUUCAAGCCUCUGUCUAGCAGAGAUCCCUUACAGCCCUCCUACAUCUCGGGACAGCUGGCCCUCGACAGCCAGCAGCAGGGCACUGAGCCACUUGUUAAAGAUGAACACGACUUGCUGUCAGAGCAGGAGGACAGUGAGCCGAUGAGCCCUGAGAGCCAGCGCUUUGGGAAUAGUGCCAGGAGCUCAGUGGUGACAGGGUUCGCUGCCCUCUUCCCAGGCAACAACGGCUCCACCGCCGCCCUCCUCUCCCAGGAGGAGGACCUGAUGGACGAAGAGGGGGAUGCCUGCGAGAGAAGGGAGGGCGCCCCCGGCAGGGAGGCAGCCGACGAGAGGAGGGGUCGGCUGCUGGGGGACAGCGAGGAGGAAGAGGAGGACGACUUGGCCUCCUCUGACAUCUCCACCUCCAGUGGCGUGCUCUUGCCGCCGGGCCAACAGGUGUGCGUUUGCCCGCUCUGCAGCAAAGUCUUCCCCAGUCCGCACGUCCUGCAGCUGCACCUCAGCUCGCACUUCCGGGAGAAGGACGGCGCCCGCUCCAAGUUGUCCCCCGACGGCUCUGUGCCCACCUGCAUGCAGUGCAACAAGACCUUCUCCUGCAUGUACACGCUCAAACGACACGAGCGCACGCACUCCGGCGAGAAGCCGUACACCUGCGGCCAGUGCGGAAAGAGCUUCCAGUACUCGCACAACUUGAGUCGGCACGCCGUGGUCCACACGCGGGAGAAACCUCAUGCGUGCAAGUGGUGCGAGCGCCGCUUCACACAAUCCGGGGACCUUUACCGCCACAUCAGGAAGUUUCACUGCGGCCUUGUCAAAACUCUCUCCAUCAGUUAAAAUGCUGUAUUAUUUACACUCUGGCUGUCUGGAUACUACCCCCCGUGGCAUUUCUCUUGAUGAAGAUGUAGCAAUUAAAAAAACAACAAUAACUACGCUGGUUGGAUGCAGACUGGCGAACUGCAUCAGUGCAGUGUGGAAGUUGAACAAAGUAGAUGAUGCACUUGUUUGUCUUUGUGUGUUGACUUUACUACUGUAGAAGCAUCCUAAUAGAAGAUGCAAACAUUUGUUAACACAAUCCACUUUAUUUGGUGCACAGCCGAACCGUCCUUUUUCUUUUUUUUUAACUCCUACUUUAUUAUUAUAAUUAAUAUUGUUUAUUGGGGUAUUUGUAACAUGUCAAAAUCACAAGGCAGCAAAACUAAUGAAGUUGUACUACUGGAGUAUGUUUGUUUUCUUUGUUUGGCUAAAAUAAUACCAUUAUCGUAAUUGGGUAGAAUUACUGUCAUUUUUUAUUAUUAUGAAUGUGAAAUAACUGAAGGAAAUGCCUGAUUGCUACUUGAGAAAAAGUUGUCCUGUAACCUUGGUGCCUCUUAUUGUACUUAUUGAUGAGCGCCAUCUAUCACCAUGCCUUUUGUAGAAUCCACUCACACAUACAGUACCAGAGGAGGUAAUAGGCAGCACCGGAAGGCUAAUUGAUCCACGAGUGCCCUCACAAGAAUGUGACCCAACUAUGUAAAUGAAGCUCUUAUCAAUGACGUUGGUAUUGAUUAGCAGAGUGUUACUUCCUGGUCCAGGUGGAUGCAUUGGAGAUAAUAAUAAUAAUGUAAUGACCAUGAUAGCAUUCUGCAAAAGCUACUGACUUUUUUUCUUUGCCUUCUUAUUGUAUGUGUUAUGUGUUACUACUGAUGAACUUGUUGGCGCCUUUAGUGGUUUAAAAAAAAAGGUCUUUGGGCAUGAAGGAGGAUUAUUUUUGUCAAAUCUGUCCUGAGACGACUUGAUCUGAAUUUUAUUUAUUACCUUGGUUCAGGGUUUUUUUUUCCAUAAGCUCAAACUUUGGUACUCCUUAACUGGCACUGGGGCUGUUUUUUGUUUUUGUUUCUUCGUGUGAAUCAAGUUACUGUAAUCGUGUUUUAAUCGAGAAAAUAUCAGUCACACAGAACCUAGAGAAGCACUUGUUUUUUAGCAUGCAUAUAGUUUCAACACUAUUGCCUAGGCUGCUAUUACAAUUUGUAUAUUUAAUGUAAAUAUAUAUUUUAUUUGUCUGGUGUGGCGGAGGGCGCCAGGUGCCUUACUAAAGGCUGCGGUGUUUUCUGAAAGUUUGUCUUCUCAAAGCUGGAGGGGACUGCUAAUUAGAAUCUGAGGGGUUUAAUUUCGACACAGGAAAUAGUUAAUUUUUUUCUUUUUUUUUUUACCCACAAGCCAUAGUGAUUCGGCAUAUAGAAAUGGGACAAUAUGAGCUUUGUCUCACACACAAGUCUCAGGUAGUUCUCAAGGGAUCAUUGUGUAUCUCUCGCCGAGCUACUGGGGAUGUGGGGGGGCAAUGCACGUUUCUGUUGGCGCUUUGCUGUAUUGAAUGGAGCCAUUGGAAUGUGAGAAAUGUAUUUAGGCAAAGGGAAGCCAAGGAGACUGUAAACAGGUGUAUUGUUUGGCGGCAUCAAAGUCCUACACCCCCCCUACCCACCCCACCCACCCCACGCCCCUUCAAACUCCCACAGCAAGCAGUAGAUAAAUGCUUCAUUGUUCUACACAGAGGAGAGGCCGUUGGGGUUUGAUUGUACACCUGUAAAGAGAUUAGAAGAAUGAUCAUCUUGCCAAUAAAACUGGCAAAUAAACAUCUGGAGAAAUUAUGCUUCAUCACCCCCUCUUCUUUGACAAUGGUUUGUCAGAGUGGAAUCACUUUUUUCGUGUGGCGUUCCUAUUUCAUAACGUACACAGGCAGGAAUAUGCUGUAGGUUCUCUUGAUUUUUGAAUGUGUACAAAAACAGAGAAGCUAACACUUUUUUUUUAGUAAAAGAUGAGCGGUUAUUUCAAGGAUGUUCACCGAGCGUGCCUUCGUCCACACACACACACACACACACACACACACACACACACACACACACACACACACACACACACACACAGACACAGACAGGUGUUGCAUCUAAAGGAGUCCCUCGCUCCAUGACAGCAUGCUUCUUUUCCUAACAUAUCACAAGUUUUUUUGCUGCUUUGUGUGAGGUUACUGUUUUGUUAAGUUUUUGUUUUUUAAAAGGGGGGGUGGGAGGGAUUCUUUAACCAUUUCAUUGUGUGAAUAAAUGGAUUAAUAGAGGACAAGCGUUUGUGUGUGUGUUGGGUUCCAUGAGCUCCUGGGGUCAUGUCACUGUUGAAUGUGAACUGCUGAGAUUCCCAUUGUCUUUUUUUGAAACAAAACUCUUGGUCAAAGGCAGUGUUUGCCUAAGUCAUGCUGUAUGAUCUUUUCAGUCGGAAAAUGACUUCAUUAACACUGGAAUGUUGUCUCCUGCAGGUCCCAACUGUGAAAUUGUGUAUAAUCACAAGAACUAUUUAUUGUUAUUACGUCUGCUUCUCUAGCAGCAUCUGAUUUUUUUGAUUAGGUUAUGACGUUUAAAUGUCAUAUGAAAAUCAAACUGUAGAAGUGCCAUUAGAAUUUAAUAUAAUGUCUUUUUUAAUAAGAGGUAUAUUUUAUAGUAAUUGCUUCAGUGUUAGUGGCGUAGAGAUUAGUUGACAAUCUUUGCUUAGAUAUGGAAGCAAUUCACUUGUUUUGAUUUAUUGUACUGUGCAUUUUAAUUGUUUGACUUGUGUGAGUGUGUGCGGAGGCGUGUGUGCUGUGGAAAUGUGACAAUCUGGAUUUAGGUCUUUAUUUAGAUUAUGCAUAGAAUUAAAUGGAACAACUCUG
Molecule: messenger RNA, 4814 nt
Organism: Nerophis ophidion (straightnose pipefish)
Lineage: Eukaryota; Metazoa; Chordata; Actinopteri; Syngnathiformes; Syngnathidae
Gene: zbtb42
Product: zinc finger and BTB domain containing 42
Exons: 2
Coding region: 374-1975 (533 amino acids)
Biological process (GO): regulation of transcription by RNA polymerase II
Cellular component (GO): nucleus
Molecular function (GO): protein binding; RNA polymerase II cis-regulatory region sequence-specific DNA binding; DNA-binding transcription factor activity, RNA polymerase II-specific
Source: RefSeq, a predicted model, not a curated record